CUUAAAUACCGUGCUCGCCUUGUUGUUGCACUGAGACUGGAAACUUGUUCCAAGCGGGCAUCUCUUGUGCGUCUUUUUAUUUUGUUUUUUUCCCCCACCCCCUCUCUUCGUCCCGUGCGCUUUUGGUUUAUUCCUGACCGAGCAGCAUGCAGGUGUCUGUGGCCCUCCUCGUCUCCAGCGCGGCGCUCCUGCUGCUCCAGGGAUGCUGCACCGCCGUCAAGGGAUGGAAGGAAUUAAAAAAUGAUGCCACGGAGAUUUUACCGGAGUACAGGGAGAACGCACGGACGCCCCAGGAGGCGAUACCGCAGGCGAGCAGCGGCAACAGCAGCAGCAGCAGCGGCAGCAACACGCAGAAUAACAGGGCGAAAAACGGCGGCAGGGCGGCAAACACAGUCACCUACAGUGCCUCCGAGCUGAGCUGCAGGGAGCUUCGUUCGACCCGCUUCAUCACCGACGGAUCAUGCCGCAGCGCCAAACCCGUCAGGGAGCUGGUGUGCUCGGGCCAGUGCCUCCCGGCGCACCUCAUGCCCAACUCCAUCGUCCGCGGCAAGUGGUGGCGGAGCAGCGCCUCGGACUACCGCUGCAUCCCGGCGCACUCCCGGACGCGCCGGGUCCAGCUGCAGUGUCCCAACGGCAACACUCGGACUUACAAAAUCCGCGUGGUCACCUCCUGCAAGUGCAAGCGCUUCAGGCCUCACCACAACCAGUCGGUGGCCAAGGAGGUGCCGAAGACGCAACGCAACAAGAAGCACAGUCGCUUGUCUCAGGAUCGGAGCAAGAACAACACGCCGCUGACGGGCAACUCGUACUGACGCGGCUCUUUGAAGCAUCCAGAGACCGAAGCACACUCAUACGCACGCACAUGUUACACGACACAAAACAUAUCUCCUUCGAAUAGGAAGGAGGUGCAAGAGAAAAUUCAGAGAGAGCGAAUUCAUAAGCUAAUUGCUGGGCUGACUUUUAAGUCGUCAGUCUGUAUUUUUCAGUCACUCGUCAGCAUAUUUGUGAACUUCUUUUGCUUAUUUGCAUGACAAACGUGAGUCAGUGCCACGGCUUGCCGCGACGGUGAGUGGUCAGGAGAUGUAGCACCGCCUCCAUCUGAUCACUCCAACAGCUCAAAAACCUCCCUGGGCUGGGCUCGGUUCUCCACCCGAGCAAGAUUUCGCUUAAGCAGAAUGAGAAGUUCCUCCCCGAGGCUUCGGCACCAUCUGUGCAAACAUCCAGCGGCUCGGUUUAGAGCUGAGAAGGCGCAUCUUCGCUCCAGAGUGGUUGUAAUCUGUCUCCUUUCGGCUGGAGAUGGUGGCAGCUCGGGGGGCUCCGAUGGCGGGAUGUUGACAGGUUCUAAGAGGCCCAGUCUGCGCUCUCCGACAGCCCACUAAAGGCCUCACUCAUCGGGAAAGACCUACAGCGAUCUCCAGCCUCCGACUACACCUGCCGGGUUACGACAGCGCUUUUCCCAGAGAGAAACCGGUGGAGAAAGCGGUUCUGUCAAGGGGGGCAUUCCUGUGACUCCUCUUAAUUACUUUAAAUGAGCCCAUUCCUGUGUUAGGACUUGAGUCAUAAAAAGCCAUUUCCUCCAGCCAGUUCCUGUUUGCUGGAUUCACACACACACGAAAAGAAAAAAAAAAAGUGCACAUGGCGUGUAGGAGGCAUCAGAAAAUGUGCGCGGUUAUGUUGUUACCUAGGGGCAGAGCGCUCUCCAACACACCCACACUGGAAUUUUCUUUUUGUGCCGGGCCAACCGGAGCAGCGAUCGACGCAUCCGCAGCCAAAAACCCAUCUGUUGUGUCGAGCCUGCAGGAUUCACCGACACCUUCCACGCCUUCUCCGCUGUAAAUAGCUCAGACAGGAAUGAUAGGCAUAAAAAUAACAAAAAUGAAAACAAUAAUUGAGUUUUUUUUUUUUAUCAUUCUGUCGAGGAAGCGGCAACGACUCCCUCAGAAUUGGACAAUGAAGAAUCAUGUAUCUCGUCAGCACUGCGUUGUUUUGUUUUUUCUCUGUACUGGCUUCUUGUUUCCUCUCCAACUGUGUGUUUGAAAUAGCGACUGGAAGUGGGGUCUUGUCAUGUUUAGCGAGCGCUGCGAUGUGAUUGUACAUAUCAUACCCGUGUGGUCUUCUGUUGAGGAGGAGCUGGGAGGGAGGCGGGGCUGCUCUCUACAGACACUAAGAAGGACUGUUAUAAAGAAUGAACUGCAUAUUUAUUUUUUAAUUUCCACAUUUAAAUUAUUUAUGCAACCUUUUGUAGUUAAAUGAUAGCCAAUUAUUGUCAUAUAGUAUGAUAGAGACUUUGGAAGUGAGAAACUGUACAGUACAUGAAUAAAGUAAAGGCAGAUAUAUUUGAAA
This is a messenger RNA of Stegastes partitus (bicolor damselfish), 2343 nucleotides long. It is a transcript of the gene sost, whose product is annotated as sclerostin. Gene Ontology annotation, molecular function: BMP binding. The record is from RefSeq and is a predicted model, not a curated record. The coding region runs from base 147 to 812 and encodes 221 amino acids. The transcript has 2 exons. Lineage: Eukaryota; Metazoa; Chordata; Actinopteri; Pomacentridae. Gene Ontology annotation, biological process: negative regulation of BMP signaling pathway; ossification; negative regulation of Wnt signaling pathway.